AUCCGCUUCAUAGUGAUGAUCAGCCGCAAAUUUUGGAGAAUUUUUAACAAAACCGUUAAUUUGAGGUUGUUUUAAGUGGGAGCAUAAUUCAAAUCAGUUGAAGUCAUUGGUGACGCGAGGGUUUCGAUCCAUAAAACGACCGGUUAGACUUAUCCUGAAUGGACCUGAUAGCAUUGGCUUGCCCGCUGGUCUGAAAAGACAAUAGACUUAAGUCUGUACAUAGGAGUCUAUGCAUGUUACUUAUAUUAGCCUGGUAUGUCGUGCUGUGUCAGCGACAAAAAUAGCAGUAUGAAGUAUGACAACAUAUAUGUGCUACAUCUGCCACUCGAGACGCUUCGAAAGAAAUGCUACACCGUGUCGAACCUGAGCAGACGUCAAGACAUCCCCAAAAUUGUUUUUACGAAAAUGUUGCACAUCGUACCACAAACAACUUUUCGCCGACCGUGAUGAAAUUUGCCUGGGUGGGUUUUGUAUCGCUACAUCUCCUGUGUUUUCUGUACUUCGCGUUCGCCACCUGGUGCUAUUGGCAUUUACCGAAUACCCGUCUGGACGCAUGGCUAUCUAUGCUUUACAUUGGAAUGGGCACUGAUUAUCAUCAUACGACCGCGUUGCUGUUUGGAUCGGUGGCUAUCGUUCAUGCUUCCUAUAUUCUAUGGAUGAUAAUGUGGUCUUGCUGGAGAAGAAGUUUGGUUUUCUCCAUCAAUUUUAAGAUCAAGCUUUUAGGUCAGGUCGAAGGAAUCGGCGAAGGCUGGCGUGGUGUCGGACCAGUAAGGCAUGGAUUGUCAU
Plasmopara halstedii is the source of this 786-nucleotide messenger RNA. RefSeq lists its product as uncharacterized. Lineage: Eukaryota; Oomycota; Peronosporomycetes; Peronosporales; Peronosporaceae. The coding region runs from base 256 to 447 and encodes 63 amino acids. The record is from RefSeq and is a predicted model, not a curated record. The transcript has a single exon.